Molecule: messenger RNA, 1175 nt
Organism: Tricharina praecox
Lineage: Eukaryota; Fungi; Ascomycota; Pezizomycetes; Pezizales; Pyronemataceae
Exons: 1
Coding region: 396-1052 (218 amino acids)
Source: RefSeq, a predicted model, not a curated record
GCCUUGAGUAUUAGAAAUUGGAGUUCGUGUAUACGGGAGGAUAUGUAGAAACGGACGCAUUGAUAUGUCAGACCUGGGUGAAUUUCAGCUGAGCCACAGCCGCCGGGCGAGUCAUGUGAUGAGCCGUGAUAUACUCUACCGUGAUAUGCUGUGAUUCUGUGGCGCUCUGGACAGGACAGUUCCGGUUGGCUGACGCUGCCGAAAAAUAGGCCCGUAUGUAUAUUUGCUUUUCUUCAUAUUUAGCUAUAGCACAUAUGUAACUACCAGCCACUGGGAUUUAACGUGUACUUCGCUGGCCUGCGCAUGUAAGGUCGGGGUAGAGUAGAGUACAUAAGGGGCCAUUCAUGCGCAGACUGUGAUCUCUGAUCCCCCCCACCCCCCCCCUCCCGCGCCGAAUGGAUCCCAUGGCUACUAGUACAUUACCACGACAUCGAUUGCUCCUCGGAAGAAACCCGCAGAACUGUCCAAUCGACUGUGGAUCGAUAUGCUGCAUGCUCACGCAGCAUUGUUCGUCGACGUCUACGUGCGACAACGGCCCCGCUCCCGUCGACGGCGAGAUAUUCACCUCUACAUCUCGCAUCACUCGAACGGCGACGGACGUGGUCACUAGCGUCGGGGUGUUCACGUCUUCCAGGGCCACAGGCACGCCAUCGGUGGUGGUGGUGGAGGUACCGUUUUCGACGUUUAGGCCGUCAGGGACCAACACGUUCGUGGUACCCAUUCCAUCGAGCAGUGACCUCGGCGACGGCGGGAUAAUCGGGGGCGGCGGGAGCGGGGGCCGGAACGAUCCACCGUCCGCGGCCGCCCCAACAACCGCUACGGUUGUCGGCGUGACGAUCGCCGGAUGCGUGGGCGUCGCGCUACUCCUCUUUGUGCUUUUCUGGCUCCUCCGGCGGCGGCGGCGGCGGAGGGCGGGUGGUGGCGGUCGCGCGGAGCAGACGCUGCACUACGGGAAGCCGGUGGAGCUGGGUGGGGUUAUGGUAGUCCCCGAGGCAGUGGAGGCGCCAGAGAGAGCGAGCCCGAGAGCGAAAAGGGCCACACGGCAUGCGUAGUGAGUGCACUGCGGUUGGCGAUUUGGAGUGAGGGGGCAAGCGGGAUAGAUUUGUUUUGCAGUAUCGUGUAUGUACGUGGUGAGGGAAUUUAAUUUGGUGUUGGCGGGGUUGGGGUCACUGGGG